GCUUAGCUCACAGUCAGAGCUGAGCACCGAGCACCGACGAAAAUGUCGCCGCCGCCGCCGUCCUCCUCCGCUUCUUCUCUAGUUCUCGCCGCCCUCGCCGUCGUCACCCUGACCACCCUCUCCUUCUCAUCCCCCGCCUCCGCCGCGGCCGGCCCGCGGCCCCGCCCCUUCAAGAAGAUCUACGCCUUCGGGGACUCCUUCACCGACACCGGCAACACCCACUCCGAGUCCGGCCCCAGCGGCUACGGCCACGUCUCCAGCCCCCCCUACGGCGUCACCUUCUUCCACCGCCCCACCAACCGCUACUCCGACGGUCGCCUCGUCAUCGACUUCGUAGCCCAGUCCCUCUCCCUCCCCUUCCUUCCCCCCUACCGCAACAUCUCCUCCUCCUCCGCCGCCGCCGCCGCCGCCAGCGGCGUCAACUUCGCCGUCGCCGGCUCGACGGCCAUCAACCACGAGUUCUUCGUGAGGAACAACAUGAGCCUGGACGUGACGCCGCAGUCGCUCCUGACGCAGCUCCUCUGGUUCAGCAAGUACAUGGAGAGCCACGAGGGGUGCAGGGGAAAGGCGUGCCGGGGCGCGCUGCAGGACGCGCUGGUGUGGGUGGGCGAGAUCGGCGUCAACGACUACGCCUACACCAUCGGGUCCAACGUCUCCGCCGACACCAUCCAGAAGCUCACCAUCACCACCGUCACCGCAGUUCUGGAGUCGCUUCUGAAGCGGGGGGCAAAGUAUAUGGUGGUCCAAGGUCUGCCGGUUUCGGGUUGCUUGCCCCUGACCAUGUAUUUGGCCCCCGAGAACGACAGAGACGACAUAGGCUGCGUGAAGAGCGUGAAUGACCGAACCCACGCCCAUAAUGCCGCACUCCUGGCCAAGAUUUCCGACCUCAGGAAGCGAUUCCCUGAUUCUGUGAUUGUCUAUGCUGAUUACUGGAACGCGUACCACUCGGUCAUGAAGACCCCGGCCAAGUACGGCUUCAAGGAGCCUUUCAAGGCAUGCUGCGGUACCGGGGACCCUUAUCACUACAAUCCGUUCGCGACGUGUGGCACGCCGUCCACUGACCUCUGCCCUCGUCCCUCGGAGUACAUCAACUGGGACGGAGUCCAUCUCACGGAAGCCAUGUACAAGGUGAUUGCCGACAUGUUUCUGAAUGGGAGGUACAGUCAACCUCCCUUUAGCUACUUGCUUGGCAAGAAACAGCGUGGCGGAUGAACUGCUCCUAGCUAUAGCUAAAAUGGGGAUGCGAGUUAGGUCGGUACGCCGUCGAGCUCUGCAUCGGCCUUGGCAAAUAAUGACUAUCAGCUACUUCUAGCGGGAGCUAUAUAGAGGACCUGUAUUACAGGUUGAAGUAGAACUUCAUGUUGAUGCAGAUCGCAUGAUGCACCUUAUGUAUGGAGUUCAUUUAUUUCAACCGUUGGGAUGCUAAUACCAUGCUCAGUAAUUCCGCGAAA
Messenger RNA from Eucalyptus grandis, 1451 nucleotides. RefSeq names its product GDSL esterase/lipase At3g48460. The record is from RefSeq and is a predicted model, not a curated record. Gene Ontology annotation, molecular function: hydrolase activity, acting on ester bonds. The transcript is spliced from 2 exons. Lineage: Eukaryota; Viridiplantae; Streptophyta; Magnoliopsida; Myrtales; Myrtaceae. Bases 43 to 1212 code for a protein of 389 amino acids.